Vitrella brassicaformis is the source of this 1480-nucleotide messenger RNA. The record is from the annotation of a GenBank genome assembly. NCBI's taxonomy places the organism in Eukaryota, Vitrellaceae.
CUCUCUCCUUCAGGUCACGUCACCUACCGACGCCCCUAUCGACCCACACAGACAGACAGACAGACAGGCGGGACGGAUGCCUCAGCCAGCCAGCCAGCCAGGCCGCUCCAAGCCGCCUAGCUAGACCCACCACCAACCAUCCCAUGUCGAUGGCAUGGCAUGCAGCCAAGCCAGCCAUCUCAAGAACUGAAUAGUGAGUCGGUCAGUAGAGGACGCCCAGGUACUUGGCGCGUGUGUAUCUGUGGGUGAGAGCCUCCCAGCUGACGAUAAACUCGUCGGCCAGGGGGUACAGCAGCCGCCCACUCAGCGACAGACUCUUGACGCGGCAGAAGCUCUCGACAAACACCAGCUUCUUACGGUGGUAGCACACCAGCUGCACACACACACACACGCACACACACAAGUGGAAGUGUGGGCUGGUGUGGUGUGCAGGCCUCUGCCUCACCCAGCCCCCCGGCCGCCCACCUCGUGGAGCAGGGCAGCACAGCACACGGGGAUGCAGGUGCCAGGACCGUUGACCAACACCUGACACACGGAGGGAUGGACGGAUGGAUGAGCGUCAUUCAGUGACCCGUUGAUUCGUUCGUUCCUUACCAGGUCAGGUGGGUCGUCAAAGACCAUCCUCACACUCGCCCAGAGGCUCACCAAAGACGUCCAGCCGCUGCUCAGCCACCUGCACCAACACACACACACACACACACAUUCGACGCACGAUAUAAGGAACCAGAUCAAAUGACAGCAGAGCAGAGGACCGCCAGUCUGUGGUUCUUACGGCUGCCCAACCUCCCGGCUCCUUGGUAUGACCCGGAAGGAGAACAGACGCUCGAUGUCCUCCUCCUGCCGUCCAUCCAUCCAUCCAUCCACCCGCACAGCGGCCGGCCGGCCUGCCUGCCUGACUAAGUGGGUGAGUGAUUGCUAUCUGACUCACGGGCAAGUGUCGUGUCCUGUGGAUGAGUUUGCCAAGCUUCUGCUUGCUGGUGUGAUCGGUCUCGGCCAUGACGAACGUGAUGCGGUACACGUCGAACCGCCACUGGUGCACCAGCUGCAGCAUCUCCAUCGUGUGACCCCCUGCAUGCAGCAAUCACAUCAACCAACCGUGGCACUCACUGCAGGAUGCCGUCGGUUGCCCGGCCCGGCCGACCUGAUCCGAGCACAACCAUGGUCUUGACGAUUCUCUUGCCGUCGUCGCACACGCGGCCGACGGGCGGGGAGGCGUCUGAGCUGCCCCGGGCCAACCUCUUGAAGAGCCAUGUGACCGCCCGCAGGCAAAUCGCCAACAAGACGACGAGGGCGAGGUUGGCGACGACUAACAGAGGGAGAGAGUAGCUGCUGCUCACGCUGCCGGUGCUGCUGCUGCCGCUGGAAGUGCUCGGAAGGUGUGGAUCUUCCAUGGUCACGGCAGAUCAUUGCAGUGCCUGAAUCGGGGAGCGAGCAAACAGCGCGGCAUUAAGCACAUGAGUUGAUUGUUUCCAUUCCUCGC